Serendipita indica DSM 11827 is the source of this 1737-nucleotide messenger RNA. NCBI's taxonomy places the organism in Eukaryota, Fungi, Basidiomycota, Agaricomycetes, Sebacinales, Serendipitaceae. The record is from the annotation of a GenBank genome assembly.
AUGUGUGCAGACUCGGAUCCUGUCACCAGAUUUCCGCCAGAGAUCUCGUCAAAAGUCCUUGCGUUUGCCGCUUCUCGGCUGAUUUCUGCUAAAUCGCUUGAUCCAAGUAUCCUGGUUAUCUCAAGCGACUAUCUUUUAGAGCUGACGCACGUCUCUACAUCAUGGCGGGACUUGAUCCUCUACAGCCCGGAGUUAUGGGCCGAUAUUGUGAUAGAUGAAGACGCUUACGAUAUGCGUACUCGAGUACAUGUUCAUUGUAGUCUUUCAAAAUCUCAUCCUGUCUCCCUCUCCAUCUUGAUACACCCAAGUGGUAAUCUGGCACUCGCAUUGCACCUGCUGCGGGAACAUACGUCGCGUAUACAAAGUUUAUUUGUGAUUGAGCAGCCAUUUUUGCCACUCAUCAGUACCGCGCUUGGCCCCCUCCCACAUCUCAGGACCCUCCUCUUUCCUCCGCGCCACAAGUUGGAAGCCUGCGCAAUAUCGUUCAUCGAACAAAAUCCACAGAUUCAAUAUAUUUACGGGGUGACAUUGAAGCAUGAUCUCCUCAACUCAAAAUGGUUGCAUUGCCUCUUUGAAGUAGCAUCAGAAAUCCCACUACGAGAGCUGGUACCCCAUCUUGGCAGUCUCAAGAAUCUCCACACUAUCAAAUUUGGAUUCUUUUUACCAAACCAGCUCACUGCAUAUGCUCUCGAUUUCGUUCCUACUAUACCAUGGAUCCACGUGCGCACUUGGGAUUUUCACGCUUUCUUGGGCACUUUUAAUCGAGUAAGAGAUGCAGAUAUUCUCAUACCAGCUGUCUCCAAAACCCUAACGACGCUGGAAACGACUCUUCAUGUUUCAUUAUUGCCAGCACUCUUGGGCCAGUUGGCGCAUUGCUAUAGAAUACGACACGUCGACAUGAAUCUGAUUCCCCAUCUAGAUCGUAUCGAUGCCAACGUUCGAAUUCCGCCCUCUGCUACUACACAUUUGACGAUCCGUGCACCAAUGGCAACGAGAGGAAGUGAAAAGUGGCUCCCUUCGACCAUAAAGCUUCUUAGAACCUGCUUCGUCAACGUACUCGAACUCAAGCUGAUAGGAAAGUCAGCCGGAGGACUUCUGAAUCUUCUUAGUUACGGCAAUCUUCCCAAACUCACCCGAGUGACCCUCGACAAGACGAUAGAUAGAUACAUUCAAGCAUUCUCAUUGUCCCGUUCCAUCCAGCACCUCCAUAUCUUCGCACGGGGUGCGAAUAUAUAUCAGUAUAGGUCAAAUACAUUAUCAACCUUGGAAAUCGAUCACUAUGAAAGUCGCGAGAACACACCACUUGACUUGAAUUCCUGGCCAGCCUUGAAAACGUUGCAAUUGAGUUCGAAGCACGGAGCUCGAUGGAGCGGGGCAGCAUUCAAAGACUUGACGACAAUCGAUCUUCACCAUCGACCAACUGAGACAGUAGAAUACGAUGGCACAAACCUACUUUACCAUCUUGGCAUCAACCCAUAUGCCCUCCCCGCCCUUCGAGAACUCAACCUCAUGCCUUAUAUAGAAUGGGAUAUACUCUUCAUCACUCUUGAACAGCGAAAUAUUCAUACCAACUCUGUGGCAUCUCCUUUGGAAACCCUCUCCUUCUUCUCGACAAUUCCUGCCGGGUUUGCCAACAAAAUAUCCAAACUCCUGGCCGGCGAACAGGUCGACCGACCAUCAAACCUUCACCUCUCAUGGGUGGGGAACCUAAACAUUAUACAGGACACGGACCUGUGA